AUGGUAGCUCUCCCAAUCCCACUGAUACUGCACUGCUCACUCGUCUUGCAACAGGUCUAUUUCGUUCGUUACGACUUUGUCGAUGGGCUCGAGAACCCGUCUUCCCUCAGAUCGAACCAGCCGCAGUUCCUUGUAGCGCCAGUCCAGCAGCAGCCGGACUUUGAGCUGUACCCAUCGAAUGCCUACAGUCCAGGCGGCUACACCCCAGCCUACACCCCAGCCUACACCCCGGACUACACCCCAGACUACUGCCUCUCGCCAUCCUACCCAUCGCCCGCUUUGACAAACAAUGUUUCCUUCUCGGCAUCCCCCUACCAGUCGUUUGAGGGAGACUUUUCGAUGGUGGCUCCCGCCGGACUGGCGGUAACGGGCGUCCCUAUGGCAAGCCCAAUUUCGUUCGCCUCGUCUCCUGUGCCCGUCACGCACGCGCUGCCGUCACCGAGUCCGCUCCAGCCGCCUCGCCAAAUGCCACCUCCUGCGGCUACUUCACCUACAAAGCGCCGUGGUCGAAGCUACAUUUGCCCUCAGUGCAAUAGUAGCUUUACCCGCCCCGCUGACGUGAAGCGCCACAAAACUAGCGUGCACAAUCCAAACCACAUUGACUGUCCAGUCCCAGACUGCGGGCGCAAGGGAAAUUCGGGGUUUCCUAGACAGGACCACCUGACCGAGCAUCUACGCUCGCUUCACAAUUGGGACAUACCCAAGCGUGCCUUCACCGCCGGGACGAAGCGGGUGGUUAAGCGCCGGAAGUGCGACUAG
Messenger RNA from Talaromyces rugulosus, 759 nucleotides. RefSeq lists its product as uncharacterized. Gene Ontology annotation, biological process: regulation of transcription by RNA polymerase II. Gene Ontology annotation, cellular component: nucleus. The record is from RefSeq and is a predicted model, not a curated record. Bases 1 to 759 code for a protein of 252 amino acids. NCBI's taxonomy places the organism in Eukaryota, Fungi, Ascomycota, Eurotiomycetes, Eurotiales, Trichocomaceae. The transcript has 2 exons.